CAGGAUUAUCUCUUCCACAACAUUUUGUACAUGUUUUCUCUUUAAAUUCCUCCUGGUGUUUGUAAAAUGUCAAUUCGAACAAACAAAAUGAAAGCCGUAGGUGUGUUGAUGAAGCAGUUGACGACAUCAAGGAGGAAAUUUCAUGAAAGAGGAAGAGAUGAAUCAUUUGAUGGGCAAUUGGAGAAGUUGCGGUUGGUUCUGAACAAUAUAAAGGAUGUGUUUGUAGAAGUGAAGAAGAAUGAAGAAAAACUGCUUGACACAUUAGCAGAGGUUUACGACCAUCUUCACAGGUUAGACCGCAAGAAGCUGCAUCAAGAAAUGGAGGGCAUUUGCAAGAGAAUCAGAGAUUCAGCUCACAAUUUGCUUCCAACGCUUGUUUUUGAUAACAGGGGUGGCAAAAUAUCUCACUCAUCACAAGAGUUGGUGCAGCUCCAUCAGAAGGAGAGUUGGACUCCGGAAUAUUAUUACGUAGCACCAUUUCUAGACAUUCCAUCCAGAUUUUGCUUGUGGUCUCUCCUAAUUUUCCCUGCGAACGCUAUCAUAAGGAAAAGAAAUGCAAUUAAUUUAUGGAUUGAGGAGGGUUUGAUUGAAAAUACAGAGAAGAAAACAGCAGACGAAUUGGGUGAGGAUGUGGUUAAUAAUCUUUUGAAAUUUAAGAUGAUUGUACGCUAUGGUAGAGGAAAAGACCCCCUUGUCAAUAAAUUUGAAAUUCCUUCUCAGGUCCAUUCGCAGUUGACGUUAUAUGGAGAUAGAGCUAUAGGGUAUAUUAGACCAUCGCGGUUACUGCUUGACAAAAAAAAUGUUACAAUAGGUGGAGUUGAUACAAAAAGUGUUACUUUACAUAAUAUUUAUAAUAUUGGUGCAAGUUAUCUGAAUUUUGGACCGCAAUGGGUCACUAAUCAAUUGAAGAAUUUAGAGGUGCUUCAACUAGGACGUUGGCAAUAUUCACCUUUGCAUCACAUUGAAGUUGGGAGCCAAGAAUUCUUGAGAGAGUUGAGAACUCUGAAGCAGUUGAAAUAUCUGAGUCUGCAUGGGAUAUCAAGAAUAUUCGAGCUUCCAUCCUCCAUUGGUGAACUUGAGAGUCUAGUAAUUCUUGAUCUGAAAGCAUGUCAUAAUUUGGAAAGACUACCUGAUGAUAUUUCAUCAAUGAAAAGUCUGACACAUCUGAUUAUGUCUGAUUGUUGCUUACUGGAAGGCAUGCCAAAGGGGAUUGAGAAACUCACUAAUCUCCAAGUACUUAAGGGAUUGUUAAUAAGUACUCCUGAAAAGACUCCUUGCAGAAUAUCAGAUCUUGCUAAGAAUUUGACAAAUUUAAAGCGACUAAGCAUACGUAUAGGAAGUGAGGCUGUGAUCAGGGAUGGAGAGUUUAAAAGUUUGGAAAAUUUUAGAAAACUGAAGCAUCUUAAAAUAUCUUGGGGUGUGUCUGACCCAAGGUAUGCUGAAAUUCCCAUCAAUUUGCCACUACAUUUGAGAAAGUUGCAUUUUGAAUGUUUUCCUGGAAAGAGGUUGAUAAAAUGUCUUCCACGUUCUGAUAAGUGGCCAUGUGAGCUAAAUAUAUCUGGAGGAAAACUGGAAAGUCUUAGUGUGCAUAUGAAUAGAAACUGGACAGUGGAAAUACUGCGUCUGAAGUACCUUAAGCAAUUCAAUGUCGACAUAAACAAUUUGAAAGUAUGGUUUCCUGCGCUGAAAUAUGUAGAAAUUAAACAAAUAUCAAACCAUUCAUACAUUGAGCAUCAAUGGAACUUACCAUAUGAAUCAAAAUACCGAAUGAAAAGAGAGGAGAUUUAA
This is a messenger RNA of Vigna radiata var. radiata (mung bean), 1788 nucleotides long. RefSeq lists its product as uncharacterized. Lineage: Eukaryota; Viridiplantae; Streptophyta; Magnoliopsida; Fabales; Fabaceae. The transcript has 2 exons. The record is from RefSeq and is a predicted model, not a curated record. Bases 67 to 1788 code for a protein of 573 amino acids.